This is a messenger RNA of Magnolia sinica, 2555 nucleotides long. RefSeq names its product phenylalanine ammonia-lyase-like. Gene Ontology annotation, biological process: L-phenylalanine catabolic process. Gene Ontology annotation, molecular function: ammonia-lyase activity. The coding region runs from base 86 to 2389 and encodes 767 amino acids. The record is from RefSeq and is a predicted model, not a curated record. Gene Ontology annotation, cellular component: cytoplasm. Lineage: Eukaryota; Viridiplantae; Streptophyta; Magnoliopsida; Magnoliales; Magnoliaceae. The transcript has a single exon.
CAUUCCACUCACCCAUUCAUUCGAUAUCCUUCUCAUAAUCUCCCUCUCAUCUCCUCCUUUAAAAUUCCAAACCCCAUCUCAACCAAUGGCCCACACGAACAACAACAUCCACCGUCCAAUCGACUCCUGCCGUCCUCCAACACUCCCCCUCCCAAAAGACGGCAAGAACCCAAUCUCCGUCUCCGGUACUUCCUACGUCUCAACUCCUCCCCACUGGAAGAAAGCGGCGGAGGCCCUUCAGUGCACUCACUUCGAUGAAGUCCGUCGCAUGGUGGCCCAGUUCCAGCAAUCCCAGACCGUUGAUCUCCAAGGGACCACACUUACUGUAGCCCAAGUGGCCGCCAUUGCUCGUCGGCCCAUCGUGACCGUCAAACUCGAUGAGGCUGCCGCACGUGCUCGUGUAACAGAGAGCGCCACGUGGGUGGCAGACAACAUCGCUCGUGGUGCUGACGUGUAUGGAGUCACUACCGGAUUCGGUGCAACCUCACAAAGGCGUACUAACAAAACCGCCGAUCUGCAAACGGAACUGAUCCGAUUCCUCAACGCUGGUGUGAUCGGAAAGGAGAUGCUACCAACGAGCUAUUCAAAGGCGGCGAUGCUCGUUCGAACGAAUACACUGAUGCAGGGCUACUCCGGCAUCCGAUGGGAGAUUCUCGAUGCCAUGGCCCACCUCAUGAACAAAAACCUAAUUCCCAAACUCCCAAUGAGGGGGACUAUCACUGCAUCAGGAGAUCUCGUCCCUCUAUCCUACAUUGCUGGUGUUAUCACUGGCAGGCACAAUUCUCGAGUCGUCACUCCAGAAGGUGAGGAGAUUACAGCAGUGGAAGCACUGAAUCGAGCUGGGAUUGCAGGCCCGUUCGAGCUACAAGCGAAGGAAGGACUGGCGCUUGUUAAUGGAACUGCUGUGGGAUCUGCUGUCGCAGCUACUGUCUGCUUCGAUGCCAAUGUGUUGGCUCUGCUUUCUGAAAUCCUAUCGGCGAUGUUUUGUGAAGUGAUGCAAGGGAAGCCGGAAUUCACGGACCCUCUGACGCAUGAGCUCAAACACCACCCGGGCCAGAUCGAGUCGGCUGCGAUUAUGGAAUACCUGCUCGACGAGAGCGAUUACGUCAAAGAGGCGAAGGUUCGUCAUGAAAUGAACCCGCUAACGAAGCCGAAACAGGAUCGGUACGCUCUUCGGACUUCACCGCAAUGGCUCGGGCCACAGAUUGAGGUGAUCCGUGCAGCGACUCAUUCGAUCGAGCGGGAGAUUAACUCCGUGAACGAUAAUCCUCUGAUCGACGUGGCCAGGGAUAUUGCCCUCCAUGGCGGGAACUUCCAAGGAACUCCGAUUGGGGUUUCGAUGGAUAAUCUUCGUAUCGCCCUGGCUGCAAUAGGGAAACUGAUGUUCGCCCAAUUCUCCGAGCUGGUCUGUGAUUACUACAACAACGGAUUGCCGUCGAAUCUCAGCGGCGGGCCUGACCCGAGCCUGGAUUAUGGAUUCAAGGGAGCUGAGAUCGCGAUGGCGGCUUACUGCUCAGAGCUUCAGUAUCUAGCGAAUCCAGUCACUACGCACGUGCAAAGCGCUGAGCAGCAUAACCAGGACGUGAAUUCGCUGGGACUGAUCUCAGCUCGCAAGAGCGCUGAAGCUAUUGAGAUCCUGAAGCUGAUGUCUUCAACGUACAUGGUCGCGCUCUGCCAAGCUGUCGAUCUCCGACACCUUGAGGAGAACAUGCGGGAGGUUGUGAAGCAUGUCGUCCUGCAAGCGUCGAGGAAGACGCUCUACUCUGACAAUGAUGGGUCCCUGCUCGAGUCUCGAUUCUGCGAGAAGGAGCUGGUGCAGGUGAUCGAAAAUCAGCCCGUUUUCUCUUACCUAGACGAUCCCACGAAUCCGUCUUACUCUCUGAUGCUCCAGCUUCGGGAAGUUCUCGUCGAGAAGUCUUUCGAAGAGCGGAAGUCAGGCGGCGAAGGUGCUGACGGAGAAGACGGUUAUUCGGUUUUUAAACGGAUACCUGUUUUUCAGAAAGAGGUGAGGGAGAGGCUGGAGGAGGAAGUGCCGAAGGCGAGGGAGAGAUUCGACGGUGGGGAUUAUCCGAUUGCGAAUAGGAUUAAGAAGUGUAGGACUUACCCGAUUUAUCAAUUUGUGAGGACUGAGGUGGGGACCACAUUGCUGAGUGGGGCCCGGAAGGUGAGUCCUGGUGAGGAUAUUGAGAAGGUUUAUGAUGGUAUUGCUGAUGGGAAGCUUGGGGAGGUGAUGAUGAAGUGCUUGGCAUUCUGGCGUGGGUCUGCUGGACCGUUCACGCCGAGGUCUGCUGUUGCAUCGCCAGCUCAAUGUAAUCCUGAGUACUGGGGGUGGUUUGAUAGGGUGAGGUCACCGUCUGCUACCAGUGGGAGAGGGUAUUGGAACCUUUGAACGGAGUGGAUCAGAUGAUGGAUAGAUGGAUUGACGGCCUGAUGAAUGGACGGCUGGAUGAUUAUGUUUUCCUUUUGCAUUUCAUUUUUAUUUUUAAAAGGUGAUUUUAUGGUGAUAUUAUCGUUGAAUGUAAGAUGAUUUCAUAAAAGAGAAUAUUUGCAUGGAA